CAGCCGCACAGUUCCCUUCAGAAACUACAUUUCCCGACAGGCGGUAGAGGGCGGGGAAAGGUGGCCGGCCAUACGUCAGUUCAGACGAGUCCCGGGACUAAGACUCGUAGUCACGUGAUUUUCAAGCCGGAAAAGCCUGAACCAGGAACCGGAUGUAUUUUGUUGCUCCGGCGAGACGCUGGAGAGAUGGCUACCGGGACAGACCAAGUGGUAGGAUUUGGCCUCGUCGCUGUUAGCUUGAUCAUCUUCACCUACUACACCACUUGGGUGAUUCUUUUGCCUUUCAUUGACAGCCAGCAUGUGAUCCACAAGUACUUCCUGCCCCGCGCCUACGCUGUCCUCCUCCCACUGGCCGCAGGCCUCCUGCUGCUCCUGUUUGUGGGAUUGUUCAUCACUUCCGUGAUGCUCAAGAGCCAGAAGAUGACCAAGAAGGCUCAGUGAAGGUCCAGCCAAGAUGAGGCUGCAGGCGCCUUCUCCAUAUCUCCUCCUGGGAAGGGACCAGGGGUCGCAGCCUACAAGACAGUCACACCGGUGGCACUGCGGCCCCCUUUGGGACAUGGGACUAUUUAUGUCUCGGUUUGACAAACUGGUCUCUCUCUUGGUCAUCCGUUUAGAAGCCAAGAAGAAGACGGUUUGGGAAGUCUCACUCACUUCCUUUGGCCUCAGAGGCUGCACAUUGCUGGUCCUGUCCGCCUCCCAGUCAAAGCUCCCUGUCUCUGUUACAGAGUUCUGUUCUCUCCUCUGUGCUCCUCCUGCUGUGCUGAUAGACUGAGCAGGUUCCGGGCCGUGUGCAGCCUUCCCGCCUCUCUGUACAAAUCCUGUCCCUUCACAAGGCAGCUCUUCCAAGUCUGACACUUCCCAGGCUCUGUGAGGACUUCUGGACCCAGAAAGCCCUGGGGAAACACUGACAAAUGCCAGAACCACAGGGAUACGUCCCGGCCGCCACGCUAGACCCCAGCCGGCCUGUUUGGGAAAACUUACAAAUAAAUGUUAAUCAUGUUUG
Messenger RNA from Apodemus sylvaticus (European woodmouse), 1003 nucleotides. RefSeq names its product dolichyl-phosphate mannosyltransferase subunit 2, regulatory (gene Dpm2). The coding region runs from base 187 to 441 and encodes 84 amino acids. The transcript has 4 exons. The record is from RefSeq and is a predicted model, not a curated record. NCBI's taxonomy places the organism in Eukaryota, Metazoa, Chordata, Mammalia, Rodentia, Muridae. Gene Ontology annotation, cellular component: dolichol-phosphate-mannose synthase complex; endoplasmic reticulum membrane. Gene Ontology annotation, molecular function: enzyme regulator activity. Gene Ontology annotation, biological process: GPI anchor biosynthetic process.